AUGUCUAAUACAUUGCGUCCAUAUUUAAAAGCAGUUAAAUCAACCUUAACGGCUGCAUUAUGUUUAGAAAAUUUUCCAUCUCAAGUGGUUGAAAGACACAACAAGCCUGAAGUAGAGGCUAGAUCUUCGCCUGAAGUUGUAAUGAAUCCAUUGAUAAUUAGCCGAAAUGAACAAGAAGGAGUAUUGAUAGAGCCAUCAAUUAAUUCAUUGCGCAUGAGCAUAAAGAUCAAACAAGCUGAUGAAAUGGAAAGAAUUUUAUGUCACAAAUUCACUAGAUUUAUGAUGUUAAGAGCCGAUAAUUUUAUUAUAUUAAGAAGAAAACCAAUAAAAGACAAAUUGGUAGAUUUUAUUAUUAACUUUAUGGAAGAAGUUGAUAAAGAAAUUAGUGAGAUGAAAUUAAGUUUCAAUAAAAGAGCAAGAGCCAUCGCAGAAUCUUAUCUUUUACAGGUUAAUAAAAAUAGUUACAACGACAUUCAACCUUGUGGAUGUUUCGAUGCUAAAUCUACUGAUUUAUUGGAAGCAACUCCAAUAAAUCUAGUUAAAAGUUUCUUUAUUGUUGAUAAGGUUAAAAGUGCUAAAAAAUUAGCACAAUCGAUUAUCAGUAUAGAAUAUUUAAAUGGUCAUAAUCAAAUAGUUAGUUCAGAAGAAACGGGAGAAUAUAACGAUUUAAAAACUUAUUUACAACCUUUACCUGUUGAUCAAGAAGUUACUAGAAAAGAUUUGAAUAUUAGUGAUGAACCUCGUGAAGAUAACGAUUUAGAAAAAGUUAGGAAACAGAUUUUAAUUUAUUUUCAAGAGCAUGGUAUUGAAAAAGUUAGAGUGGAAGCCAAAGGAGUAAAUUCGUUAACUUUAAAUGAUUUAAAAAAGGGUAAUAAUAAUCAAGAGUUAGGAUAUGGAAAAAUUCUUUUCUAUGGGGGCAUUGCUGUGGUAGUUUUUUGCGUGGUAGGAUUAAUUGCUUAUCUUGCUUAUCGAAGUGAAAAAAAUAGACCACGAGGAUAUUAA
Entrophospora sp. SA101 is the source of this 1002-nucleotide messenger RNA. The record is from the annotation of a GenBank genome assembly. NCBI's taxonomy places the organism in Eukaryota, Fungi, Glomeromycota, Glomeromycetes, Entrophosporales, Entrophosporaceae.